AAUUUGUUGAAUGCAUUGCAUGUGAUGUUUGUUUCAUUCAAAAGCAUUGUUGACAUCACUUGUGGUAAUAGUUGUGAUAAUUAACAGAAAUGGAUAAGACUUCGAAAGACAAUAAAGAUAUGGCAAAGAGUUUGCGAGUCGAUAAAGAAGAAUAUGUUUUACGGAAGAGAUUGGCCACACAUUUGCCGAAACAAUUGAAUCAUUUCAAUGUUAAUAUGAAAACCAAUUUUGGAGUUCAAUUGAAACGAUGUCAACAAACACUGGACACCAACUGUGACCACAUUGUCAUACAUGGAUUGGCCAAAGCCGUCAAUCGGGCCAUUAAUAUGGCUCUUCAACUACAACAAUCCAACCACUUGGAGAUAUCGUGUACGACAUCAUCGGUGGAUAUGAUGGAUGACUUUGAGCCCAUUGGACACAAUCGUGAUAUUAAUGAGUCCUUCACUCAAAAGAGAACUGUUUCCGCAAUUCAUAUCAAACUUUAUCGCAAAUCACAACUAAAUAAAUGA
Messenger RNA from Oppia nitens, 509 nucleotides. It is a transcript of the gene Rpp20, whose product is annotated as ribonuclease P protein subunit p20-like. Bases 90 to 509 code for a protein of 139 amino acids. Gene Ontology annotation, biological process: tRNA 5'-leader removal. The transcript has a single exon. Gene Ontology annotation, cellular component: nucleolar ribonuclease P complex; ribonuclease MRP complex; nucleus. Gene Ontology annotation, molecular function: nucleic acid binding. NCBI's taxonomy places the organism in Eukaryota, Metazoa, Arthropoda, Arachnida, Sarcoptiformes, Oppiidae. The record is from RefSeq and is a predicted model, not a curated record.